AUGCUCCUUCCGAUCCUGCAACGACAGUCUCUCCGGUCCGCUGGCUUACGCCGACAUUGUCGCCUACUCCAUAUUUCGAAACCUAGACUACGCAUCUUCGACCCCGUUCGGUCCGAAGAUGAGCUUUACACCCUGCUCGUGCUCUCUACAUCCCGUAGACUUCCGCUCAUCACCCUUUGGUCUGCAUCAUGGUGUCCCUCUUGCCACGCUAUACGACCCCUCAUUCAGGACUUAGUUGAUGAACAGGCUAAGAAUGGAUCAUUGCUCGGGUUCGCAGAAGUUGAAAUUGACCUCCCGACGACUUCAAGUCUUGCUUCUCUAUAUUCGAUCAAGUCGAUACCGACGAUGCUGGCCUUUCACAAGGGAUUGGCUCUCAACAACAGAAUCGUGGAUACCAGAAAAGCAAAGCACAGAGGGUAUUUGGCAAACUGGCUGCGUGAAUGUGCUGCGGCCCGAUAG
Molecule: messenger RNA, 459 nt
Organism: Orbilia oligospora ATCC 24927
Lineage: Eukaryota; Fungi; Ascomycota; Orbiliomycetes; Orbiliales; Orbiliaceae
Exons: 1
Coding region: 1-459 (152 amino acids)
Source: RefSeq, a predicted model, not a curated record